GGACUGAACCCAGGGCUGGAUGUUCUUCCCAAAAUGAGUUUGGUGAUUAAAAAUCUGCAGCGGGUGGUCCCCAUCAGAAGAGUGCCACUUCGCAGGAAGAUGGAUAUGGUCCGGAGUAUUUUAGGAGUGAAGAAUUUUGACCUGGGAAUCAUCUGUAUUGACAAUAAGAGUAUUCAGCACAUUAAUAGGAUCUACAGGAAGAAAAACGUCCCAACUGAUGUGCUUUCUUUCCCAUUUCAUGAGAAUCUGAAAGCAGGUGAAUUUCCUCAGCCAUACUCACCAGAUGAUUAUAAUUUGGGAGAUGUUUUUCUAGGAGUGGAAUAUAUCUUCCAGCAGUGCAAAGAAAAUGAAGAUUACUAUGACAUCCUAACGGUGACAGCCACCCAUGGACUCUGUCACCUUCUGGGCUUCACCCACAACUCCAAGGCUGAGUGGCAAAAGAUGUACAGCCAGGAGAAGCUGGUGCUGGAGGAACUAAAUCGCUGCACCGGAAGCAGGCUCCAGCCCCUGAGCAGGGGCCUCUACUAAUGCUUCGAUGCCCUGAGAUAGCAAAGUUGAUGGACAGAGUCCUGCCCCUCCAGGGCGGCUCUCUGCCAGUCAUGCCGUCCUGGAUGACAUCAGCCCACACUAAAGCUUAGUCCCGUGAGUGGAAAUUGGCUUCAGAAAGUACCGAAGAGGUGUCUGACUGGUUCUUGCUCUGUUCAGAAGACUGUCUUGAUUAUUGUAAACAGUAGUUCUAGGCCAUUUCUAAGAGAAGAAACACGUAAGUUCUGUAUGCUUCUCUGGGUUUCUAGCGGUAGAGUUUGGGUGGACUGCCCUGUCUCCCUGAAGUGGAACCCACGUCUCAGAACACUGAAAUCUGUUCUUCCUAGGAGACCGGGUACCUGCAAGAGAAGCAGACUCCAAAGGGCAAGGCUCCCACCCCAGCCCUCAGGAACUCUGUGACCUGAACCUUGUUUGCGCCACUCCUAAGAGCUACUGUAUCCCCUCACUUUUCUUAAGUCAUUGGCUACAAACACCAUAAGAAAGCCCAGUGACCUACAAAGCCCGUCCUCCGGGGGCCAGAGAUUCAGUCAGGCCCAUCUCCAAUCGCCUUAUCAUUGUUGUUAUUUUAAUUUGAUGUAUGUGUAUGUGUAUGGGUGCACAUAUUCCACAGCAUGCUAUGGUGAUAUUUUAUUUGUACUGAAAUGUGAUUUUAUUUAUAUGUU
Molecule: messenger RNA, 1208 nt
Organism: Peromyscus eremicus (cactus mouse)
Lineage: Eukaryota; Metazoa; Chordata; Mammalia; Rodentia; Cricetidae
Gene: Ybey
Product: ybeY metalloendoribonuclease
Biological process (GO): rRNA processing
Molecular function (GO): metalloendopeptidase activity
Source: RefSeq, a predicted model, not a curated record